Messenger RNA from Orbicella faveolata, 1251 nucleotides. RefSeq lists its product as uncharacterized. NCBI's taxonomy places the organism in Eukaryota, Metazoa, Cnidaria, Anthozoa, Scleractinia, Merulinidae. The record is from RefSeq and is a predicted model, not a curated record.
AUGUCAAUGCCCAGAAUUGACAGAAUGAUGAAAAUCUUUGUUUUAGUUCUCUGUGCAAGUUUGCAACUUGGCAGUGCAGACAUUUUUGACUCCGUUAACAUGACAUCAAUUGGAUGUUUCGAAGACAUAUCGUGGUCACGGCCGAUCCCCAGCCUUGAGGGACAAGACCCGCGUCUGGAGGGAGUGAACUACAAACGGAGGACAGAUGCAAUAGAAAAGUGUGCAUUUGUAGCUAAGCAACGCGGAUACAAAGUYUUUGCUCUUCAAGACGGCGGCAUGUGCUUAAGCAGUUCCACCGCACACAAGACCUUUCAGAGAUAUGGCACGUCAAGUAAGUGCAAAAGCGAUGGAAGAGGAGGGAAGGAAGCAAAUCAUGUUUACGUUAUUGGAGGAAUCAAGGGUAUGACCACUUUGUUUAUUUUUUAUUUAUAAAAGUAAAUGAAACCUAUUAAACAAUGAAGGGGAGGAAGCCACAUAGAACGACAACAAUUUUCUUUCAAGACAAUGCGAUAUAUAUUAAGAGGCCGCGGAGCUGCCGUUAAUAACAGCGAGCUAAAUAACCUUUCUAUUUAUAAGAGAAUGACGUAAAUAGUUUUGUAGAUAAGUGAUUUUAUUUCUGAUAGUGGCUCCGAAUACUUAUCAUCUUCUCCUGUUUGCUUGGCAUAGUAUCAGCCCAAUGGUGUAAAAGACAAAGAAUGUAAAACUCCCUAUGAUUCUUUUUUUAUCGAAACGCCGUCAUGAACGUUCUAUGAUAAUUUUUUCGUCUAAUUGACAAAGCACAAGAAAACUAAGUAAGUUUUAGGAUUUUAUGAUGAAGUAGUCAUAGCCGCCUUAUUUCAUAAUCAGUUUUAAUGUGUUUCUGAACCCCUUAGAAAAAUUUUUUUUAAAAUUUAGUUAUUUAUUGAAAUUCCCAAUUUAUUUUUCGAAAAGGCAAAAAUGAACCCCAAUGAAAAGAUUUUCCGAGCAAUUUUCAAAUUUUUAUCGCGGACAGGUUAAGGAGCGCUCUCAUCUCUGGUAACUAUAGCAACUAAUUUUUUUUGCCCCUCGGCAGGAAUCCUUUUAGCUCGUCACUCAUUACCAACUCGUGAUAAACCUGUAAAGGCUGAUUUGACAGUGGCGAGCAGAUCAAUAAUUUGCCGAAGCUGAAUUAAGGUUGAGGCAAAUACUUGAUCUGUGAGACAAAUCACGAUAGUAUUCGGUGACUGUGUUCAAUAAAUGUUUUGUCAUUCUAUCACUGACCAAGUUUGUUUU